ACAAAUGAUAUGACAAAACAAUAAUUCGACGCGCCAUCUACAGGCGAUAUCGUGCUAGUGCAGGGACAUUUUUGCUCACAUUCUAGUCUAUUAAUAUUCAGAGCUCCACCAUGUGUCAGGUCAACAAUAUCUUGUGACAGGCAGCUUCGUUCUCGAAGGGGCAUGCGGUCAUUUUAUGAACAGAAAUUGAAAAUAUUUCCAGCCUUGCCUGUUACAAAUACCAAACAAAUGUUUUAAGCAAGUUUAUCAUUGUUUAUUGGAGUAUUGCCAGUAAUUGAGAAUCUUGAAGAGCGUUCAAGGCGCACAACUCUAGGAGGCUUCUAAACACAAAAGCUCUUUUUGGGAUGUCCCGGGACACCUUUGCCUUCACCUCUGCCUCUCUGCGCUCCUUAAGGCUGGAGCAGGAGCUGCAGGACUGGGAGGACGCCAGGCGGGCUCUGGCACACAGGAGGGCUAUGAUAAGACGUCCGUUACCCGCCGCCCCCAGACUCCGACAUGGAAACGAGAGGAUCCAGACGGUACGUGCUCCACCACCCCAAAUACAGUGCAGAGACGCAGCCAUCCAUAACAUCUUUAUGUGUGGAGAUAUGAAGAGAGUGUAUACGGUCCUCAAAGACGCAGGCAUGGUGAAUGCACUGAUGGAGACUGUACAUGAGGAGAUGGUGUGGGCACCGGAAAUGGGAAUGUGGACUCUUACCUCGAAGGUAAAGCAGACGUCUGCGCUGCGUCUGGCUGCCAGCAGGGGACACUCCGGCUGUGUCGAGGAGCUGCUGUUCAGGGGAGCAGAGGUGGAUGCAGACCCCGGCGGCCGUACAGCUUUACAUGAUGCCUGUUCUGGAGGCCAUCACAUCUGUGUGCGCCUGCUCCUAGACCACGGGGCUGAUCCAGACCUGCUUGCUGUAGACGGCAAUGCCCCGUUGCACCUCUGUAAUGCAGCAGAAACAUAUCAGUGUGCUGAGCACUUGGUGACGGGUGGUGCGCUGGUGAAUGUGGCCCAGCGAGACUCUGGUCUCACCCCUCUUCACGUGGCCUGCAGGAGAGGACUGGAGGACCACGUGGAGCUCUUCCUGUCCUAUGGAGGAGACGUGACAGCUCGAAGCCAAGAGGGCGAAACGCCCUUGAACGCAGCCUGCGCAGGGGCGGAGAGACCUGCAGAUGCAGGACGGUAUCUGCGUACUGUGCAGAAGCUGCUAGCGGCCGGGGCUGAUGCACAGACUGCUGGGAGGAAGAAGCAUACGGCCCUGCACAACGCCUGUGGAAACUGUUGUCCCCGCAUAGUAAAGCUGCUGCUGGAACAUGGGGCUCGUGCGGACGUAGCUAACUGUGCUGGAUACACACCCAUGGACUGCCUGUUACAGGUAAUAGAGGAUUACCCAGACCAGCAGCCAGAGCUCGUGGCUCAGUCUCUUCUUAACUAUGGAGCACAGCCACCCUCCCCUAGAAUGCUGAAACUCUGCCUGCCCUCUCCUGCCACUUUGGAGGUAAUGCUGAACUGCUACCCAGUCAUCCCAGUGUGUGAGGAGUGGUUAGAGGACAUACCAGAGGAACUACUAAAGGAGCAUCAGUGUUUCUUCGACGCGGUCAGACAGAUGAUAGGUCAGCCGCGCUCUCUUCAGCACCUCUGCCGCUGUGCGCUCCGCAGACACCUCCGGUCACUGUGUCACCUCGCAAUAGUCCAGCUCAACAUUCCCAGCACUUUAAAAGAUUAUCUCCUGCUGCGUAAUGAGGGACUGCUCCGCUGAGCUGCAUUUUUUGACAAACAGAAAUAGCUGACAAUGGGUUUAAUUUGUUUUGCACAAUAUUUAGCAUCUGUGAUAAACAUAUGUUGUUAUAAAUUGAUGUUUAAUGAUUUCAGAUCUUUCUGGAUGCCUCUUGACAAUAGAAGUAAUGAGGAUUAAUGGCCCCGGGCCAAAUGGGACAGUGCCCUGGGGACUUUGACCAUCAGUGGCUUUGAACUGAGAGGACCACAGCGGCUUAACAGACAGAAGUAAAGCACUGCAGAUGUAAUAUUGAUACUGAUAGGUGGGGAAGUGCUUUAAUAUGUGCCAGUGGCGGCUCUCACAAUGUGAAAUAAACAAAGUGUUAUUAAUAAAUUAAUAAAAUGCACUCUUGGCACUAACUGAAUGCAUUAUUGCUGUAUUUAUAAUGUAUUUAUUAUUUUGAUGUUGUAUACAAAUAUACACUCUCACUGUU
Carassius auratus (goldfish) is the source of this 2193-nucleotide messenger RNA. It is a transcript of the gene asb16, whose product is annotated as ankyrin repeat and SOCS box containing 16. NCBI's taxonomy places the organism in Eukaryota, Metazoa, Chordata, Actinopteri, Cypriniformes, Cyprinidae. Gene Ontology annotation, molecular function: protein binding. The transcript has 7 exons. The record is from RefSeq and is a predicted model, not a curated record. Bases 345 to 1742 code for a protein of 465 amino acids. Gene Ontology annotation, biological process: positive regulation of protein catabolic process; protein ubiquitination; intracellular signal transduction.